This is a messenger RNA of Electrophorus electricus (electric eel), 3358 nucleotides long. It is a transcript of the gene cblc, whose product is annotated as Cbl proto-oncogene C. Gene Ontology annotation, biological process: negative regulation of epidermal growth factor-activated receptor activity; cell surface receptor signaling pathway. Gene Ontology annotation, cellular component: plasma membrane; membrane raft. Gene Ontology annotation, molecular function: phosphotyrosine residue binding; ubiquitin protein ligase activity; receptor tyrosine kinase binding. The record is from RefSeq and is a predicted model, not a curated record. NCBI's taxonomy places the organism in Eukaryota, Metazoa, Chordata, Actinopteri, Gymnotiformes, Gymnotidae.
AACAUUAAUGCCCACAGCUAAAAUAGUUCCUCUUUUUGUUUUUGUAUAUGUAUAUAUAUUCUUUUUUCUUUUUCUUUUUGUAAUUGUUUUUGGGGUUAAACAUAGAAUCAGAUGGACAGCAAGAGUGAGAGCACACGGGUGGUGAAGGGAGUGAGAGUGUUAUUGUGAGAAGGGGUGGAGUGAUAGUGCGGGAGAGGAAUUUUGCCAGAGCAGGCAGCUCUGUUUCUCUCCAAAUUUAUGCUGAUCCAUUGCAGCUAUUAUUACAUGCGUAGGAUGUAGGAUGCGUAGAUUUCAUUGUUUUGAGUUUUUGGGACAGUUAUUUUUGAGCAAAAUCUUUUGAGCAUAAACUUUGAAUGUUUCAGCACUGCUCACUUUAUUAAAUGACACAUUAUUCUCUGUUUUACCUUCACUGAUUCUGGGAAAGAUUUUGUGAGACCACUGGGAUUAUAACAUGAGUUGAGUUGGAUUUAACAACAAGUUAUGAAAUGGACCACAAAAUGGAUUAUUGAACAAAAUAUCAGAAUGGUAAGAUGACCUCUGAAAAAAUGAUUUAAUUAUACUGAUCAGUUAAAAUGACAUGAAGUGCUGUUUAAAGUGUAUUUGCAUUGUACUCAUUAGUUAAAAGAAGAAAGAAUACCUCAGGAAGUGGUUUCAAAUAAGAAUCACAGAGUGAGUCAAAGACUUUAGGGGGAGGGGGGCCUUACUUAAUGGCCUGAAUGCUGGAUGAGCAGUAGUUGGCUUCAUUUACAGAGCUUUCUUUACCUUUGAUUAAAAAAAACCUUUUGAUUUUGAUGAUAUGUUUAAAUGAAGGACCACAUUGUUACUGGUGCCUCAUAAUUUUCAUACUUAGUUGUUUGGCAUAGACAGACAGAGGUAGUGUUCAGGCUACAUAACGGAAGUGAAUGACAUAUAGUGCCAUAGAGAUCACUGCUCUCCUAGAUACAUGCUAUAUCUUCAACAGAGGUAGGAACAGGGCCUGGCCUUUGCUCCACGUGCACCUCUUUGUGUAAGAACAUUGGAGAAACAAACAGAGAGAAGGGUUCCACUUCACAUCCUUAAUGGCAGUGGCUGGAAGUUCAGUGGGAUUAGGUCAAUACCUUGAGCCUGACCUGUCCAGCUCCACAUCCCAGCCCCCUACCAAUGCUGACUGUAAACUCCUUGACAAGGUGCUUAAAAGGCUGGACAAACUGCACCGACUCUGUACUGACCCACGGCUAGGUCUGAAGAACAGCCCCCCAUACCUACCUGAACUGGUGUUGGAGACUGGAAACCUCCUGACGGAUGUGUGGGCUCCCUAUAGGGGCUUAGCCAUAGCCACUACACGAGGAGAUGAGGGGGACUACCUGAGGAUCCAUGUCCGACACCUGCUGGACAAGACAGACAGGGCCAUCCUGCUCUUCAAGGAGGGCAGGGAGAAGAUAUUUGAGGAAAUGUCCAGCUACAGGAGAAACUUGACCAAGCUUUCUCUGCUGUUCAGCCACAUGUUGUGGGAGUUACGAGCCUUGUUUCCAGGUGGUCAAUUUCAGGGUGACACCUACAAGCUAACCAAGACAGAGGCAAAGGAGUUCUGGAGAAGUGCAUUUGGAACCAAGUGUAUAGUUCAGUGGAGCUAUUUUAAGCAGCAGUUAAGAAGGGUACAUGGUUUUGAAGAGGGAAUGGAGGCCAUGGCCCUGAAGUCAACAGUUGAUCUCACUUGUAACGACCAUAUUUCUAUCUUUGAGUUUGAUAUCUUCACCAGACUCUUUCAGCCCUGGCUGACACUGCUGAGAAACUGGAAUCACUUAGCAGUUACUCACCCAGGGUACAUGGCCUUCCUCACCUACGACCAAGUUAGAGCCAGACUGGCACAUCACAGACACCGCCCUGGCAGCUACAUCUUCCGCCUCAGUUGUACACGAAUGGGCCAGUGGGCAAUCGGUCAUGUGACCACAGAUGGCAACAUCGUCCAGACAAUUCCAGAGAAUACUCCUCUCUACCAGGCUCUUAUACUGGGAUUUCGAGAGGGCUGCUAUUUGUACCCAGAUGGCCGUGAUUUGAACCCUGACCUCACAAGUUUGUGCAUGCCAACACAGAAGGGUCGAGUUAAGGUCACAGAGGAGCAAUAUGAGUUAUAUUGUGAAAUUGGCAGCACAUUUCAGCUGUGUAAGAUCUGUACAGAGAGAGACAAGGACACACGAAUCCAACCCUGUGGUCAUCUGCUUUGCCGCCCCUGCCUGACUGGCUGGCAGAAAUCAGAUGCACACACCUGCCCCUACUGCCGCUGUGACAUCAGAGGGACAGAGUCCAUCCUCAUCGAGCCAUAUCUGCCCACAACAGGCAGAAUAGCUGAAAGAAGAGAUGAUGAUGAUGAUGAUGAUGAUGAGGAAGAUGAUGAGGAAGAUGACCAUGAAGAUGUUCAAAUAGUCAUGAAAAAACUGGCUGCCAUGAAAAGGGCAUCGCAGGAGGAGUGCCAGGUCCCUACUUCCAGCUUAAUGCCUCCUCCCCUCCCCCCAAAGCACAGCUCCUGUACUUCCUCUUCCUGCUCUUCCCCCAUACCACCUGGCAGGCCUUCCUUAAUGGACAUGUUGGCUAAGGGACACAGCAGUUCAUGAGGAGCAGAGUGAUCGAUCACUCUCACAGUUAGGCAGAAGCUGUGGAGUACCAUGGGCAGGGCCGGUCAAGUCAGUAAAAAAGAGAAAAGGCAAAUAAAGGGAACAGGGAGAGGAAAGGAGUUUGGUCGAUACAGGUCUAUCAACUGGAAGACACAGUCAAAAGAUCUCAGGAAGACAUGUCUCAUCCUAACAGUGCUGCAUUUGCAGGAUUUACAGAUCACCAGGGUUUCACCAUGAAAACCAACAUAAUGCAAGAUUAAAUUGUGUUUGCAUCAGUCAAAUAGUCCAAAACAGAUUUCUUUAUCCAUAGCAUAAUUUAUGGCACCAUCAAUCCAUAAUGAAACCACAUAUUCUUAAUUGUCUCAACUGUCUUAAAGUGUAAAUUUUGCCUCACUUUUACUACAUAAAUGACUGUACAUAUACUGAAGUACAGUAAGUUGAAAUUUAGGUGUAGACUAAAGGAUUGUAGUUCUGUUAACAACUGUUAAUGCUGAACAUAACAGUGGGGCAAAGAUUACAUGUUUAUAAAUUAAAAGUAUUAUUACAAAGCAUCUUAGACAGAAAUGCAGCCAGUGAUCAUAUGAAAAAAAUAUCUGUAGGACAGCUGUAGCUAAUUAAUAUUCAUGUCAUUGUCUCAAACAAUGUAUUUACAAUUCUUAUCUGUUUGCCUGAAUAAGAAAUACCUAAUAUGGGGCAACCAAAGUAGCUUACUGAUAACAGUUAGCAGUUUAUUUUAGAAAUGAAAAUAAACUGCACAUUAACUCAAA